Messenger RNA from Cannabis sativa, 1059 nucleotides. Its product is annotated as protein SMALL AUXIN UP-REGULATED RNA 9. The coding region runs from base 381 to 848 and encodes 155 amino acids. The transcript has a single exon. The record is from RefSeq and is a predicted model, not a curated record. Lineage: Eukaryota; Viridiplantae; Streptophyta; Magnoliopsida; Rosales; Cannabaceae. Gene Ontology annotation, biological process: response to auxin.
GUGGGUACUAACUCCACAGAACUUGCUCUACUAAAGACCCACUCAUCACAUGCGUUGGUCUCCCUAAGUUCCAUUAAUUCACAAUACACACAUCACUACGUACUCAGAGUAAGAAUCAUGCUCUAGGAUUGCUCUUUCUCUCUCUCUCUCUCUCCUCUCUUGUUAUUUAUUUAUUUGAGAAAAUAUAAAAUAUUUGCAAUAUAUGCUGUCUAAACUUAUCCCUUGCAUGGGAUCAUGCCUAUAAAUACAAUAAGCCACAAGCUAAUAAAAUUCACAAUUGCACAUUCCAUCAAAAAACAAAACACCCCAACACACAUAGCUAAAAAGACUUCAGCUCUUCUCUAUAUACACAUUAUAUAUAUUAUUUUCACUACCGAAUAAUGGCGAAGCUUAAAAAGAUGAACAGGGCCAACCUCAAAACCGUGGCCGAAAAGCUUCAAAAGAUGAGAAUAAUGUCAACUUUAGGUGGCCGUACCAAAUCCAAUUCAGUGCCCCAAGAUGUGAAGGAAGGUCACUUCGCGGUGGUGGCAGUGGCGGCCGGAGGAGAUGAACCGAACAAGAGGUUCAUAGUUCCAUUGGGUUGUCUUACACACCCUAGUUUCCAAAGGCUGCUUGAGCAAGCAGCAGAAGAGUAUGGAUUUGACCACAACGGCGCACUCACGGUUCCUUGCCGGCCAAGCGAGCUGGAAGGAAUUUUGGCCGAGCAGUGGCACCAGACGGACGAAGGAAUGUCUUCUUCAUCAUCAGUUUCUUCUUCCUCAUCAACAACAUCUUCUAAUAAUAAUAACAAUAAUCAAAAUGGCAGGGUUAACUGGACCUCUUUUAAAACCAUGGUGCACAGCUACUAGUUUUUAGUAUGUAUAUAAAAUGAGUCUUAUAUCAAAUUUUAUUUGAUUAAUUAGUAACUUAUUUAUUUAUUUUGUAAAAUUAGAGAGUUGCUAUCAGUUAUUCAAGUGUUUAUUUGCUCUCUGAUGAUUUGGAGGAUAUGUUUUUUUUGCCUAUGGCUUUCUAUAUGCACUUUAGUCUGUAUCUCUAACAUUUUCUCCAAUACAAAAUAUA